AUGAUUUCCCGUCGCUGCACCUCCGCCUCGAUACACAAUAGCCUGAGGCUUAACCUGUCCAUUCUUAUAACGCGCAUUCUCCUUGCUAGCCUCAUUGGCGCUGCUCUAGCUUCACCACUGUCGAUUCGCGAUCCAUCUGUACACCGAACGCUAUCAGUACUACCCCGAAUGGAAUCUUCAGAAUCCGACACCGGAAAAGUGGGUUCUGGAAGUGUUAACAGAAUGGCCAACUCUGGCUCCCCGCCGCCAUACUCUGAAAUAGACCCUUAUCCCCUUCCUAGUAACGAAAUUGGCGAAGAUCCCACAGACCACAAUAUAGAUCGGAAGUAUCCCCCUGGACCUAGUAACGAAACUGGCAAAGAUCCCACAGACCACAAUAUAGAUUGGAAGCCAUUCGAGCUCUACUUUGAACUUCCUGAUACGUGGGGGUUCGUCAUCGACCGCAGAGAAGGAUUCAAAACGGGCACCAUCCCCUUCAGCAAGACCGACGCAGCCCGCCCUAUCGUUCGAUUUAUAUACAGGGAAGGAGAUCCCGGAACUCUCACAGACUUUGGUUAUAAAAUCCGUCGUAAAGUAGUCCGUCCUAACAAGAAACCUCUCACUUGGAACAAGUUUUUGGCACACAUGGGAAACAUGGCUGUGUAUUCCGGUCAAGAUAAUAGCGAGUUUUUGAAGAGAACGUGGAAGAUCUUGAUCGACAACUAUCCACAACUUGUAAAAGAACUUGAUGAUUCGUGGUCGGAGUAUCAGGAGUGGUUUGAUAAGAAAGUGAAGGAGGUGAAGGAAGAAAAGCAGAAAUCGGAUGGCGCCAAAGGAAAAGGAAAAAGCUGA
This is a messenger RNA of Lentinula edodes (shiitake mushroom), 831 nucleotides long. RefSeq lists its product as uncharacterized. Lineage: Eukaryota; Fungi; Basidiomycota; Agaricomycetes; Agaricales; Omphalotaceae. Bases 1 to 831 code for a protein of 276 amino acids. The transcript is spliced from 2 exons. The record is from RefSeq and is a predicted model, not a curated record.